AUGUUCAGAAUAAUAAACAGCGAUGAUAAUUACAGUGCAGCGGUACAGAAACAAACUAUUCUAGCCUUUGGGGAAACCUCUUCCCUGCUUUGGAUGGGCAAUCCUAGCUCAAAUUAUUGUUGUGAAACAGAAGGAAAUGGUAGAGACAAGGGCCAGGACCGCGUCAAACGACCCAUGAACGCAUUCAUGCUGUGGUCUCGAGAACAAAGGCGCAAGGUGGCUCUAGAAAAUCCCCAAAUGCAAAAUUCAGAGAUCAGCAAGCAUCUGGGAAACCAAUGGAAAAUGCUUACAGAAACCGAAAAAUGGCCAUUCUUCCAGGAGGCGCAGAGGCUACGUGAUGAGCACCGAGAGAAAUACCCGAACUAUAAAUAUAGACCUCGUCGGAAGGCCAAGUUACCACCGAAAAGUGACAAAUUGUAUCCCGCAGACUCCUCUUCAACACUAUGCAGCAGGGGGCAUGCUGACCGGCAUUUGUACCCCAUCAACUACAGGGACAUCUCUACUAAGACCACCCACUCACCAAUUCAGGACCAGCUAAGGCGCUCACAAUCCAUGAACAGAGCCAGCUCCGCGCUGCAACAGGAGCAGGGCAGCAGCUCCACAGGUCUGCCUGACAAUCGGGUAACCGGCUACGCAGAGGUUCCCUUUUUACCAUAA
Molossus molossus (Pallas's mastiff bat) is the source of this 657-nucleotide messenger RNA. It is a transcript of the gene SRY, whose product is annotated as sex determining region Y. Bases 1 to 657 code for a protein of 218 amino acids. Gene Ontology annotation, molecular function: DNA-binding transcription factor activity, RNA polymerase II-specific; RNA polymerase II cis-regulatory region sequence-specific DNA binding. Lineage: Eukaryota; Metazoa; Chordata; Mammalia; Chiroptera; Molossidae. Gene Ontology annotation, biological process: cell differentiation; anatomical structure morphogenesis; positive regulation of transcription by RNA polymerase II. Gene Ontology annotation, cellular component: nucleus. The record is from RefSeq and is a predicted model, not a curated record. The transcript has a single exon.